AUGACCACUCUACGGGAAACCUCCCGAAUAACUCGGGCUAUCUGCAGGCAGCGCUCGCCGUGGCAAUUGACUCCUCUUGUCGCCCAUCGAUGCGCAUCCACCAGUGCCGCGAAGGCUGAGCUGUCCGACCUUGAGCGCGGCUCGUCCCUAGCCGCGCCGGGUCCCGACGAUGCUGCCGUGCAAGCUUUCAACACGGCGAAGCGUACAUCCGAAAGACCGCAGCAGCUUCCCGGAAACAGAUACCAGUACCACCCCCCCAAGUUCGAUAGAGGCCCUCUGCACCCGAUUCAAUCACCGCCUUCCACCGACCCCACGGCAAGAGAUUUCGUCCCCGGACCGUUCAACAUCCCGCGCCUGCGCCAAACCUACGAUGCGGCCGUCGCCUCCGACCUCCUCACACUCACCUACCUCCACAAGCCCCCCGGAACACCAGAACGCGAGGUGCGGGAGCGGUUAAGGGCGUGGGAUGACUCCUCGCCGUACAACAAGAACCGUCCCCUCCGUGGCCCCAGAGGUGGAAGCAAGCUCGACGUGCUGGAGAAGAACAUUGACUGGCGCCGCAUCCCCGAGAUUAAGGCCGUCUCGCUGCACGCCUUCAUGCCCGCCUCGGCCAAGGUGCCCGGAAUGCUGCAGGUCGCCCGCUCUGUCAUUCAGUCCAUCAGCGGCAACUGCCCUGAAGUCACCAAAACCAAGAACAACGUAGUUCAGUGGAAGAUCCGCGAGGGCGACAAGUCCGGUGUCAAGACGACCAUGUACGGCUACCAGGCGCACGAGUUCCUCGACAAGUUGAUCAACAUCGUCCUGCCCAAGAUCAAGGACUGGCCGGGUGUCAACGCUAGUACAGGUGAUGGUAACGGUGGCCUGGCCUUCGGCCUGAAGGCCGAUGACCUGGCUUGGUUUCCCGAGCUCCAGAUCAACUACGACAUGUACCCUGCCAAGCUCCUUCCAGGCUGCCAUAUUUUCAUCCAGACCACUGCGACAUCGAAUCGCCAGGCCAGGCUCCUACUUCAGUCUCUUGGCCUUCCCUUUUACGGAAAGUUCAAGGAUUAA
Messenger RNA from Colletotrichum higginsianum IMI 349063, 1050 nucleotides. Its product is annotated as Ribosomal L5P family protein. Gene Ontology annotation, molecular function: RNA binding; structural constituent of ribosome. Gene Ontology annotation, cellular component: cytosolic large ribosomal subunit; ribosome. NCBI's taxonomy places the organism in Eukaryota, Fungi, Ascomycota, Sordariomycetes, Glomerellales, Glomerellaceae. The record is from RefSeq and is a predicted model, not a curated record. Bases 1 to 1050 code for a protein of 349 amino acids. The transcript has 3 exons. Gene Ontology annotation, biological process: translation.